AUGAUCUUUUCCUCGUUUUCUCUGAUAUUCUCUCACGCGAGAAUCAUCACCACGAUCCUGAACGAUGCUGGCGUGACGACCAGUCUAAACACGGAAUUCCUUGCACAAUCUGGAUCGCUCGCGAAAGAUUCGCGAUCAAAACACACGAACAAUGCGAAGAAUAAAACCGACGGUGAACCGAAGCCGACAACGACGACGACAGUUCGAAUUAGACUGAGCCGGCCGGGCUGGGAAAAGCGUCGGGCAACCCCCGCAGCAUGGAUGCAUACGUUGUGCAUUACGAAAUAUUUUAUAAUUUUUUUAUCGCUUGAACUUUCAAUUAUUUUGGUUAUGGAUAUUUUCUUUCUGGUUUACACGGUGUACGUCUAUUGGGGUGAACUCAUGCUGACGAUGGAGGCAUUUUCGAUCACUGGGAUUGGGGUGCAGGGGAUCUUCAAGAUGCGCAGUGGGUUCAAGUACUUUGACUUUUUCAACCAACGGUAUCGACUGCUGAAGGCACUUCAUGCAAGAAAUAGUUGCCACCAGGAGAAUAAUCGGGCGCUGGUGUUUUGCUGUCUGCUAAUUGGGGUGAUCUUCAAGGUGUUCUUCAUCGCUUAUUUGAUUUCGGGGACUGGAUUUCUGCUGAUUCCGAUGUACAUGUACGUGAUGCACAACGAAAAGCUGAUGGUCCUUAAGGUGAACGUCCCCGGAUUCGACCCGACGAAUCAGGUGGGAUUUUUGGUUACCACGGGAUAUCAUACGUUGUUGAUCUUCAUGGCUAUUGCUGGGAUUCUGGCGUCGGAUUUGGGCAUCAUGUUGAUCGUGCUGCACAUCGUUGGGAUCGCCGAUGUGUUCAAGAACGGGUUGAAAGAGUUGGAUGAACUACUGACGGAUGAGGAUCGCACUGACGAGGAAGUGCACGAGAAAGUGCUGGAGAUUUGCAUUAUGCACCGGGAGUUGAUCGUGUACGAAGAGGAGCUCGACUCUUGCUAUGCUACGAUAGUGUUUGUUCAAGUUAUCACAUCGAAUGAGGAAAUUCUGCUGGCCCUGUACGACGUCCGCUGGAACGCGCUGUCCAACCAGCAGAGAAAAAUGUGGCAAUUUUUGCUGCAUCGGUCGCAAAAUGCCGUCGAAAUGACUAUCGGUGGGGUGGCACUGCUCAAUAUGGAGACGUUUGUUGAGUUUCAGGUGCCUAUUUAG
Molecule: messenger RNA, 1179 nt
Organism: Culex pipiens pallens (northern house mosquito)
Lineage: Eukaryota; Metazoa; Arthropoda; Insecta; Diptera; Culicidae
Exons: 6
Coding region: 1-1179 (392 amino acids)
Biological process (GO): detection of chemical stimulus involved in sensory perception of smell; sensory perception of smell
Cellular component (GO): plasma membrane
Molecular function (GO): olfactory receptor activity; odorant binding
Source: RefSeq, a predicted model, not a curated record